ACCAUUUAAAAUGAAGAUGAAUCAACAAAACGUUUUAUCCUAAAUGUGCAAGUCUUGAAGAUGCACGCUUUAUCUAUGCUUUAAUGACGUAACCGCUAAAGGAGCACAACACGGGCACCUGCUAAAUCUCAUCAGACUCCGCCAAAUCUCUGAAGAUGUCGACGACAGCCACAACCCCCACUGUGGCUACUUCCGGGAAGCUGGACACGACCAAAACUCCCGACCUGAUGAAAUCAUCACGGAGUAAAACCCCGGACAAAGAAAAAACAGAGACUUCAAUGAGGGUGACAUUUUUGUUGACACCAGCAAUAAUGUCUGUGUCAAAAAAGCUCAAAACUAAACGAGAAAAACAAUUACAAAAGUUGAAGGCUAUAUCUAUUGAUAACAAACUUGAGAACCGACUAACAAUGAAGGACUUAGCCAAACUCCAGAAAGCUUUCAUGACAGAGGGAGAUGGCUAUGAUAACAAGCUGGCUCUAUACAGGGACAUGUUCUGUGAGGCUCUCUCUAUCCUCCUUGACAAAGGGACUCGGGAGGAGUACGGAGAACUCUUUGACAAGAUUGAUGUGGCUAAGGAGGGGACGGUGGACUGGGACAAGUUUGCCUCACAUAUGCUGCUGGAGUUUUAUGAGAGAGAUGAUCGGGUCAAGUCAACCCAAGUCCCACAGUGGAAGGACCUGAAAAUGCUACAAAGUCCCCACAAGGAUAUCGUACAGAGAGUGCAGUAUCUAAAGAGUAGCAACAGAUAUGUCUCCAUUAGCAAGGAGGGUACUGUAGGUAUAUGGGGCCCGGAUCUGAAGUUGUCCCGAUCAUUUCGGAUUGCCACAGACUCAUGUAAAGCCAGGGAUCUCUGGGUGACUCAUUUUGUAGCUCUACAGAACAUCAAUAAAAUUGCCGUGGCCUUCACCUCAAAGGAGAUUGCUAUUUAUGACAUGGGGAACAAGCUAGAAUUUAACUGCCAGUACAAGGUACAGGGCAUGGAGUUCACUCCCCUUUGUCUGGACUACUGGUACAACCCUAAGGAUGCCAAUGAAGCGAUUCUGUGUUGGGGUGACGUCGGUGGUUAUGUCAACUGUCUGUUCUUUAACUCGGCAAAUAUCGCUCUGUUUGAACGACCGCCAGCACCAGCCGGGGAAAAACAAGAGCCAUGCUUGAAUGUAAAUCUCCAGGAUGUUGGAAAUGAGACGCUGUUCAAAAAUGAAACGUACACGCGACACGAGGCCCACAGAAAGGAAUGGGUGAGACAAGUGAAGUAUGCCCAUUAUUUGGAGUGUUUCAUUAGUUGCUCCACCACCAGUACAAACUCUAUGGUGAUUGGCUGGAUGGAGAAAAAGACUGGAUCUGUCACCAAGGACCAAGGAACAACCAAGAAGAUUCAGAGAAUAUCCAGCUUCAACAUUUCUCAGGGAGUGAGCACUUUUGACUACAACCAGCAUUUAAACAUUAUUGCCACGGCCGGCGUGAACCACCACGUAUGUCUGUGGAACCCCCACAUCGUGUCUAAACCUAACGGUGUCCUCCGAGGUCACAUGGCCAGUGUCAUACAAGUCCAGUUCAUCAAGAGUCGCGGUCAGCUGAUCAGCUUCUCUAAGGAUAAAGUACUCAGGAUCUGGGACGUACAGCUACAAGUGUGUAUACAGAGACUGGCCGGGAUGUUCCCCAAGGGACCAGAAGUUGUGAGCACACUGUUUUUUGACGAGGAGAAGGAUCGUUCAGGCAUGGAAAGAAACAAGAUGUUAAUUACGUUUAAUUACCAGAUUACGCUGAUGGAGAUGAAGACUGAAAAUCGAGACAAAAUCAUGUCUCACGAGAAACCGGUCACAUCAGCUAUUUAUAACUCUGUUUACAAUCAGGUGAUCAGUGUUUGCCAGGCUGGCACCAUGAUUGUGUGGAUGAUUGACACAGGUCAAAAGGUCAAACAGUUUAACAAUACUCACUCUAAUGCCGAGGUCACAUGUCUGGCCCAGGAUCCCACGGAAACCAAACUGUUCACAGGAAGUACCGACGGAACUGUCAAGGUGUGGGAUUUUAAUGGACACUGCUUCCACACUCUGGAGUGUGCUGGGGGACAGCCAGCUGAUAUAGGACAGAUCCUUAAUCUAAAGAGAAGUGUGGUGGUCGUAGGAUGGACCAAACAAAUCACAGUUUUCCCAACAGCUUCCUUUAAAGACUUCCAUGUACAGCCAGCAGAGUGGAAAGGUGGAAAGGAGCACAGUGAGGACAUUUUGUGUUGUGCAUUCACUGGACCGAAUCACUUGGCCACAGGAAGUUAUGAUGGUGAGAUAGUGAUAUGGAAUACUAACUCGGAACACAUGUCCAGACGACUUAAUCAGAGGUCCAGACGCUUAAUGGUCAAAUCUCGACAAAAGUCCUUCAUGCAGGCAAGAAAAGAGUCUGCCUCUUCACAAAGGCCAGUAUCUAAGACGUCACAAAAGAGCGGGAAAAGUCAGACCAGUGGAGCAGACGACACGAAUGAGUUUGGAUUGGCUGUUGCUAAGCUCAUUUUCCUAGAGACCAGAAAGGGAAACUCAGCGGGAGGCGGAGCUAAUAUGAUAUCUGGGGGAGGGAAUGGGUGGAUCCGAUUCUGGAACACCGCCCACACCAGACUGAUUGGCGAGUUCGUGGCCCACCAACAAUCUGGAAGUGUUCUGAUGGCCACAGACAAGAAGAAUCGCUACAUGGCGACUGGUGACGUAGAUGGCCUGAUUAAAGUGUGGGACAUUACAGAGUACUGUGUUCAGGCUGCGGACGAUAUCAUCACAACUUCACCACCCCAGAAGUGUCAGUUCCAAGCUCACUCUGACAUGAUCAACACGUUAGAAAUGUGUGAGAGAAACGAACGAGUCCUCAUCAUAUCAGCUUCCUCAGACUGCAGUGUCGCCAUGUAUGACGUACUUGGAAAUCUCAUCGGAAUAUUUGGACAGGAGGAUCACUGGAAGAUAGAGCCGUACGACCCAGCGGAGGAGUUCAUAGAGGAAGUGGAGAGUGAGGAGGAGAUCGAGGAGAGUAAAGAACAGGAAGCUGAGGAAGAGGAGGAGGAGGAGGACUGGGAACCAGACGAGGAGGCUGUCACUGACCCAGAGCACCACCGCAUCAACACGUGGAACAAAACUUUGUUAGGCAAACAUUACCAAGAACUUCGGGUGAAAAAACGGGAGAGAAAACAGCCGAGUACCAUACCAGAUCUGCCAUACUUGCACUGGGAGAGGACUGGGCAUGCUCCAGCGGGGCCUUACUCUUCGCUGGAUACACAGGUGAUACAGGACUUUGAACCUCCAAAGAAACCCAACAUGUCGUACACAGAAAGUGUAUCAACUACUUCUAACCUGCCAAAACUUCCUAACCUUGUGGACACACUAAAACAACCUGUUCCAGAGAAGGAAAUUUUCCCAAAAUACAUUCUGGAUUUUGAAGCCAAGAUGAAAGAUUAUCAUCGACGACAAUUAAGUCAAGGAAACUCCUCCAAUGCUCCUGGAAUUAUGGGAUUGAAAGGAAAACUUGGAGCUGGGAUGGCUAAAUCAAGUCUACAGAGUAUCGGGCUCCAGCUUGGUAAACAGAUGUUAAAUACGUCCACCCCCAAACCAGCCAAGUCCGUCAAGAGUAUGAAGGUCAAAUCCAUAUCACGGAGGACAUCUGUGGUGUCAACAGAAGCCUCUCAGGCUUACUGAUAAUCCACAUACAUCCAACUGAUAAUCCAGAUAAAUCCAACUGAUACCAACUGAUAAUCCAUAUUUAUACAUGUAUUCCAGUUCAAGCUAACUUAUAUAAGUUGAUAGAUUACUGAUGUUCCAGAUAAGUCCAGCUGAUAUAAGUUGAUAUAUUACUGAUAUUCUGGAUAUAUCCAAAUGAUAGGUGAUAUCUGUUAAAAUAUUAUUGAUAAUGGUGAUUUUACAGUGUAUAACAGUUGUUGUCAGUAAUAAUGGAUAUCCAAGGAGACCUUCCAUGUGUAAAUUUUCAUUGUUGUAUGAGAUGAGAAUGUUAUGUAAUGUAGAUAUUAAUCUUACCUGAAGAGACUUAAAGGUAAUAUGAAAAUUUAUUAAUAAAAACAGAUAUAAGGUUUUUGAUAACACUCACAUCCCCUUCCAAGAUAAAAGAUGUGUUGUUUUAAAUACAUGAACAUUUCUUCAAACAAAUAUAUAAAAAAAAUUCCAUUGACAUUGAUAUUAUGUAUUUGUGAGUUCAUAAACACUGACUGGCUUUCAGUGUACCUUCAGAAUUGCAUGACCUUUGUGUUUUCUUGCAUUUAAAGUGAUCAUGUGUUUUAUUAUUAAUGCUGUAUUGCACUCUGAUAGUGUUUGGGGAAUUCUUGUUUUAGAAUCAUAUGCGAUAUUUGAACACUUUUGAUGCAAUAUUUGUACAUAAGUAGGCCUCUAACUUUUUACAAUACUGUUUGUUAUGAAAUGUUUUAAUGACAUGUUUUCUCAAAUAAACUUCAA
Molecule: messenger RNA, 4436 nt
Organism: Saccostrea echinata
Lineage: Eukaryota; Metazoa; Mollusca; Bivalvia; Ostreida; Ostreidae
Product: WD repeat-containing protein 49-like
Exons: 28
Coding region: 156-3668 (1170 amino acids)
Molecular function (GO): protein binding; calcium ion binding
Source: RefSeq, a predicted model, not a curated record